GUAUGAAGUCACACAGGUUUCUCAUCUUAAGCCAUAUUUGUUGGGUGACCAUGGAGAAGUUUGAAGAAAUGUGCAGGGUUGGGGGAGUUUUAAGAAUCAAAGGAAAUCAAAGGAUGGAAGGCUGCCCUCUCAUCCGGCGUUAGACUUGCUUGGCUCACAUCAGGUGAGGUUGAGGACCCUACUUUCUUGAAAGCCAGGGCCUGCCCUCCCAGAAAAGUCUGGUCUGGUUCAAGAGCAGCUGAAAUGACCCUAGGGGUCACUGGUGGAAUUGGAAGCCAUUGGUUUGUCCCAUUGAAAGUUGGGAACUUAAAUUUCCUGGUCCAGACUAUCCGUUUAGGAUUGAGGAUUAGCGAUCAAGUAGGGCCAGGGAAAGGCAGGGGAGAAAACCUGCUCGACGGGGAAGCCGCGGGUGCCCCAGUCCAGAGUGCAGUUGGAGAUUACAGCUGACCUGCUGCUGUAAAUCGAAUAUAGUCUUGAUUUCUCUGUUUGGAGGCGGACAGAAUCAGAUCUGAGGUUCCCUUUGCUCCAGGGUGCCAGAGAACCUCCCCUGUGACGGCCCACUCCUGUGUUUUCAGUCGUCUCUUGUGGCUUCUUUCCCAACCACCCAGUCUGCAUUAAAUCAUGAGUGAUUUUAGCUAAAAGACCCCAGACAGCUGGGAGCUUGUUGGGGCCUCCUCCACUUCUGCAGAGGGGACCUUGGACCGCCAACCUGAAUGUAAACAGUAAAUGGGAGUUUGAUUUCUCUCCCUGAACUGUCAGGCACCCCGUUAAGUUUGGUCUCCUGGGGAUCCCCUAGCAGGACUAUCAAAGCCAGAAGCCCUUUGCACCGCCCUAGUUACUGACUCUGGGUGCUUUCUAAGAGACAACAGCUGCUCCUCAGCCACAACAGCGGACAGAAACCAGGGCCUGCGGAUGUGGCCGGUGGUCUGCAGGGGGCACCCGAGGCCCUCGGUGCCAGCCAGCGGCCGGGUCGGGGGCGCGCGCACCGCGAGCGCGCAGGAGCCGGAAGGGGCGGGCGGUGGGAUGCGUGCGCGCUUCGCGGUUCUAAAUCCCGGAACCCACCAAAAAGAGCGCAGAGCCGCUCUGCCCUCUUGCUCGCGGUCCCAUCCAGUCCCCAGACCCGGGCUCCGCGCCCUGUGCGGUAGGGAGGGAGUGGCGCGGCCAGCACCGGGCUAGUGCAGCGACAGCCCGCGUGUGCCUUCUGAGUGAGAUUUUCCUGGGAUCCAACCGGCCUGACCCCAUCAGCGCUGAGUUCCAGAAACCUUGCGGUGGGCAGGACCUGGCUCGAUGGUUGAUGUUCAGUUUGCUGCGACUCUGUGCCCGUUAACGCGUAACUGCGCCUGUUUCUUGUCUAUAAAAUGGACGUGAUGGUACAAGUACUGCCCGGUCUGAUUCAUUUCUGAACACUGGCACUCACUGGAUGGUGUUCAUCUUACUGACUUCUGUUCUGUGGCUGAACAGAGCCCCGGCCAAGGAGACAGUGUACUGCAUGAAUGAAGCUGAAAUGGUCGAUGUGGCGCUGGGGAUCCUGAUUGAGGGCCGAAAACAGGAAAAGCCCUGGGAACAGCCGUCUCUGGUGGCCCCUGAUAAGCUGCAGCUUUCCCCUCCCUGUUCCGAGUCCCCUCACACCAGCUCCCCAGGGAGCAGCAGUGAGGAAGAAGACAGCAGAACCGACUCUCCUGCACUAGGUCUCAGCCCUGCCCGGGGACCAGAAGCUUCUAACUCUCCCUGUAGCAGAAGCCCGGAGGAGGGAAAGGAGGAGGAAGACGAGUUAAAGUACGUCAGGGAGAUAUUUUUCAGUUAGUAUGAACUGUUCGCUGCUUCUGCGGAGAGUCUUUAGGAUGUGCGGAGAGCCGUGGGCACUUCCUGCCCCUGCCACCCAUGAAAACCCAGACUUUGCUCCCAACUUCCAGUCCCAGGAGGCUGUCAGUUUGGGUGGGACUAAUUCUGUAGCAGGAUGCAGACAUGCAUCCUCUUAUAGUCUUAUCCUGCACCACCCUCUGGCUCUGAGGGUUUGCAAUGCCAGCCCUAUGUUUUAGUCACAGUAAAAAAAACAAAGUCUUGGGCUAGAAGCAAAGAAAACUAGAGCUGCAGAGAACGUGGGUAUUGGAGAUGGGCAGCCAGACUUAAAGAGACCUGUGAACAGUCUCCCUCAUGAUACAGUCCAGCAGCAAGCUUCCACCCUUCCAACCAAACACGCUGGCAGCUGCCCACAGUUCCCUGCCAUAUCCGAGAGCAGGAGGCUCUAUCAGACUGCUGAGUCAAAUAGGUCCUGUCUACCACCAGUCACCUCCCUUCUACCUGGGGCCUCCACCUUGGUCCCUGUAGAGCUGUAGGGGAGAGUAGGGAAGGGAAACAGAACAAAGGAUCACACCAGAGUCCACGUUUCUUUGGGUUCACUUUGGCUUACUGAUGAGCACAGAGUGAAGAACUCGUUACCACUUAGGGUUUUUUUUGGUACACACACUGAAAAGAUACAUACUGAAGCCCCAAUGCAUAAUAAAGACCGUGCUUCUAA
Rattus norvegicus (Norway rat) is the source of this 2518-nucleotide messenger RNA. RefSeq names its product cell cycle regulator of NHEJ (gene Cyren). Lineage: Eukaryota; Metazoa; Chordata; Mammalia; Rodentia; Muridae. Gene Ontology annotation, cellular component: nucleus; chromosome; cytoplasm. The record is from RefSeq and is a predicted model, not a curated record. Gene Ontology annotation, biological process: negative regulation of double-strand break repair via nonhomologous end joining.